AUGGAAGACACCAACGAGAUCGAAGACAUUUACGAGAUUGACGAUACAGACGAGUGUGGUCUCCGUUUCAGUGAUGCAAAGUACUACGAUGGUCCUGCUUUAGGUAAAGACAAUUAUUUGAAUGAAGAUUCAGAGAGGGAGUUGCGGGAAAAACUAGAAGAUCCAAUGAUUAAACCGAGAGAGGCUGAUAAACCACCUGAUGAAGAAUUUCCACCGGCUGAUAAAAUUAAUGACGAUGUGUAUACCUCCGAAUGGUAUUAUGCUUUGAAAGGGAAGGAGGUGAGAUCACUUACCUAUGAAGACUUGAAGGACAUCACAUUUCGCAACGUUAAAGAAGGCGAGAAGUUCUAUGGGUAUUACUGCUUUGUUGUUGGGUUUAGUAAGAGGGUUUAUAAGAACGACAAGGUUACAAUUAACGGUGUAGAGCAUGUUUCCAGGAAGGUAUGGUGUUGUUCAAAAGAGGGUUGUGAAAAGAGUGCAGCAAAUGGAAAGCAGGAUGUGGUUCAUAACACAGAAACGUCAACUGAAGAAGAACAUGCGAGUGAGGAUGAGACUUGUUUGAAGAAGAGGAAGAAGACAAAGAAUGCUGUGAGGGGAUUGAAAUAUUCCAGAACAGGAUGUGAAGCUCUUUUUGUAUUGAGAUUGGAUAAGAAGACGAUGUUGUACACAGUUCGAAAGUUUGUGACUGAGCACAAUCAUGGGCUUGCAGAACCUGUGGAGCGACAGUUUCUAUCAUGUUUUAGGGAAGUGACUGAGGAUGACAUAUCUGUCGUUCUAUCUCUGCGAACGGCGCAUGUCCCUACUAGUGUUGCGUAUGAGUUUCUAGCGCUUCAAGCAGGGGGCCCUCAGUUUGUUGGAUUCAUGUUGAAAGACUUGUACAACAAAUUGGACGAAGUUAGAAAACAUAAUAAUGACAAGGGUGAUGCACAGGCUGCCAUAAAUUGGUUGCGAAUGAAAGGUCAUGAAGAAGAGUCUUUUUUUGGCAGGUAUACUCCUGAUGGGGAAGGGAGGUUAGCUAAUCUGUUUUGGAGGGAUACUGAGUCCCUUCUUGACUACAAUGCUUUUGGUGAUGUUGUGAUAAUAGACAGUACGUACAAGACAAACAUAUACUGCUGUCCGGUUAUUUUAUUUGUAGGUUCGAACAACCAUAGAGGAAGCGUCUUGUUUGCAUGUGCCAUUGUUGCUAAUGAGAAGGAGGAAACAUUUACUUGGGUGAUUCAGAAAUUCCUUGAGAGCAUGAAUAACAAGCAUCCAAAGACGGUUGUGACUGAUGGGGAUGAAGUCAUGCGUACUGUUUUAAACAAACUCUUGCCUACGACGCGGCACAGGCUAUGUGCGUGGCACAUUGGUAGAAAUAUUGGGCAGAAUGUGAAGGAUGCGGAGGUGCAAAAAGAAUUGGGGAAGAUGAUUUACGCUUCUUAUACCAUUGACGAAUGGGAGGACGCUUGGGACAAUAUGGUAGACAAAUUUGGGUUGGAGAACAACAUUUGGAUUACAGCACUUUACGAGAAGCGUGAUAGGUGGGCAGAAGCAUUUUUUAGAGGUCAGUUUUGUGCGGGGAUGUGCAGCACCCAAAGAUGCGAGGGUUAUAAUGGUAAGAUUAAGACUCGGAUUGGAAGGUUUACUGUACUCUCUGACUUUCUUCCCAGAUUUGACUCAGGUGUUGGUUAUUUGAGAAACCGUGUUUUGCUGGACAUUUACAAGUCCAAAAACCAGAAGAGAAAAUACGACUCCCAUCUUAAGAGAGUCGAGGAAGAUGUAUUCAAUAUCUUCACGGAUGAUAUAUUUGUGGUUAUAAAGGGUCAGAUAUUGCUGGAGGCCAGGUUCAGUGUGACUAGUCGUAUUCAGUUUGGUGGGUCAGAAGACUUGAUGUUUUACUUGUCCCAAUACGAGAGACCAAACCGUAGUUGGACAGUGCUGUACAGGCCGGUUGAUGGAGUGUACUCAUGUUCUUGCCUGCAAUACGAGUCAGAUGGUAUUUUGUGUCCACAUAUUUUCUCAGUAUUGAAAUAUCAGAAUGUGAGUGUAUAUCCGAAAUCAAUGAUUCUAGAUAGGUGGACUAAAGGGGGUGGGAGAUUGAAAGUUGAUCAUACAGCCGCUAAAAGUGGUGACAACAUGUCAGGCAGACUUCUAAGGUACUCCGCGCUUAUGGCCGAAGCAAAGAAAGCAUGUCAUAACUUGUCUUAUUCAGCUGAAGGUUUUGAUACAGGGAUGGUCCAAUUGUGUGGGCUUGUGGAGAGUUCCAAGAACUACCGGGCUAGCAAAAAACCAAGGGUGGCAGACCAGGAGCCUGACAAUGGCAUGUGUAAUGUCCUAAAAGACCCUGUCAUUGCAAGAACUAAGGGUAUGCACGGUAAUAAUGUGGCAGCCGCGGUUAACGGGAAUGUUGGAGAAGGUAACAAGUGCGGAAAGUGUGGUAUUCCUGGUCACAACAUACGCAGAUGUCCGCUUUUAGUGGUUGAAACAGACCUGGCUGGGAAGAGUGUUAAAUCUGGGAGGUCUGCACAAUCUGGGAGGUGUGACAAAUCUACCAAGGCCGACAAGUCCGGUGAUGCUAAACAAUCUGAUAAGUCUGCUAAAGCCGGUAAUGCUGCUAAAUCUGGUAUUGCUGUUAAAUCCGGGAAGGAAGUUUAA
Fragaria vesca subsp. vesca is the source of this 2634-nucleotide messenger RNA. Its product is annotated as protein FAR1-RELATED SEQUENCE 5-like. NCBI's taxonomy places the organism in Eukaryota, Viridiplantae, Streptophyta, Magnoliopsida, Rosales, Rosaceae. Bases 1 to 2634 code for a protein of 877 amino acids. The record is from RefSeq and is a predicted model, not a curated record. The transcript has 2 exons. Gene Ontology annotation, biological process: regulation of DNA-templated transcription. Gene Ontology annotation, molecular function: nucleic acid binding; zinc ion binding.